AUGUCUGCCACCGAGGAAAACGAUGCUGAGAAUAAAAUGAAAAAGCGCGAUGAUAGAACCAUUCCUCCUCUCUUUGCAAACAAGCGAUUCUUCCUCGCUUUUAACAUUCCAAAGCGCGAAAACUUCAAGCGAAACUUACAGGCACAUUCCGGUGUCAUUGUAAAACUGGAGAAAGAUGCCGAUAUUAUUCUUCUCAAGGACCUAAAAGCGCCCAACGUCCAAGCAGAUACGUGCGUGUUCUAA
This is a messenger RNA of Penicillium taxi, 243 nucleotides long. RefSeq lists its product as uncharacterized. Bases 1 to 243 code for a protein of 80 amino acids. The record is from RefSeq and is a predicted model, not a curated record. The transcript has 2 exons. Lineage: Eukaryota; Fungi; Ascomycota; Eurotiomycetes; Eurotiales; Aspergillaceae.